Molecule: messenger RNA, 2206 nt
Organism: Anolis carolinensis (green anole)
Lineage: Eukaryota; Metazoa; Chordata; Lepidosauria; Squamata; Anolidae
Gene: znf513
Product: zinc finger protein 513
Exons: 3
Coding region: 215-1984 (589 amino acids)
Biological process (GO): regulation of transcription by RNA polymerase II
Molecular function (GO): DNA-binding transcription factor activity, RNA polymerase II-specific; RNA polymerase II transcription regulatory region sequence-specific DNA binding
Source: RefSeq, a predicted model, not a curated record
CUUGCGCGGGAGCGGGGCAGGAAGCGGAAGUGGUGUUGGUGUUGGUGCCUGUGGUGGAGCUGCUCUGGCCGUCCCGCCCCGCGGAUGGGCGGGAGCGGCGGCGGAGGAGGAGGCGGCGGCGGAGGCGAGGAAGGCGACGGAGGCGUCGGGCGCGCGGCGGAGGCGGCGGGGGCGGGGCCUUGAGGCCGGGGCCUCCCCCUCGCCCCCCCGCGAGAUGCCCCGCCGGAAGCAGCGCCACCCGCAGCCCGUCAAAGCGGAGCCCGCCGGGGCCGGGGCCGGGGCUGGAGCCGGGGCCGCCGUGGGCCCCUCGGAAGAAGGCCCCGAGCAGCGCGGGAGACUCCUCCUGAAGGACGAGGACGAAGGAGAGGAAGAAGAAGAGGAAGAAGAAGGAGACGAGGAAGAGGAGGAGGAGGAGGAAGAAGAAGAAGAAGAAGAAGAAGAUGGCGGCGCUGCCGAGGAAGAGGAAGAAGAAGAAGCAGCAGGAGGAGGAGGAGGAGGAGGAGGCGCGCCCACGAUCCCCGCCUUCCACAAGCAGGAGGAGGACGAGGAAGAAGACUCCUUUGGGAUGGCGCCCAGGCUCCCUGCCCACUACGCCAGCGCCCUGAGCGAGGAAGAGGAGGACGAAGAGGAGGAGGAGGCUGCGCUGGCGUUCCGCGCACUGUGCCAGGCCCAGCAGGAGGAGGACGAAGAGGAGGCGGAGGGCGGAGGGGUCCGGCGCCCGGGCUCCGGGCCCCCCCCCUGCCGGCACUGCGGCCUCUCCCCCUCGGGGCCGGGCCCCUGCUGCCCCUCGGCGGACCUCCUGCGCGGCGGCGGGGAGGGGGCGCUGCCGGGGGGCCGGGUGGUCUUCUCGUGCCAGCUGUGCCCCUUCGCCUCGCACUACUCCAGCCACCUGAAGCGGCACAUGAAGACCCACAACGGGGAGAAGCCCUUCCGCUGCCCGCACUGCCCCUACGCCUCGGCCCAGCUGGUCAACCUGACGCGGCACCUGCGCACCCACACCGGGGAGAAGCCCUACCGCUGCCCCUCCUGCCCCUUCGCCUGCAGCAGCCUCGGCAACCUCAAGCGCCACCAGCGCGUCCACGCCCCCGGGCAGGAGCAGCAGCAGCAGCAGCAGCAGCAACGCGGGCCCCUCCGCUGCACCGUCUGCAACUGCCGCUGCCUCCAGGCCGGGCCCCUCCAGGCCCCCGCCGUCCUGGCCGCCUCGGGGCAGGGUCAGGGGGCCGAGGCCGGCAGGGUCGCGGAGCAGCAGGAGGCAGAGCCCCCUCUGCUGCCGCCACCCCCGCAGCCCCCGGUGCUGCCCCAGCCCCUGCCCUCGGUGCUGCUGCCGGGCUCGGCUGUCUUCCUGCGCCCGGAGGACGCUGCGGCGGCUGCGGCGGUGCUGCCGGAGCUGCUCUUCCCGUUCACGUGCCGCAUGUGCGGCCUGGCGCUGGAGGCGGACGACGGCCUGGUGGGCCCGGUGUGCGGGCGCUGCAGCCUGGCGGUGCUGGGGGCCUCGGAGCCGGGCUCCCCGCCGGCCAGCAAGGGCUUCUCCUGCCAGCUGUGCCCCUUUGUGACCACCUACCCCAACCACCUGGCGCGGCACAUGAAGACGCACAGCGGGGAGAAGCCCUUUGCCUGCGCCCUCUGCCCCUACGCCUCGGCCCACCUGGACAACCUCAAGCGCCACCAGCGCGUCCACACCGGGGAGAAGCCCUACAAGUGCCCACUCUGCCCCUACGCCUGCGGGAACCUGGCCAACCUCAAGCGCCACGGCCGCAUCCACUCGGGGGACAAGCCCUUCCGCUGCCGCCUCUGCGCCUACUCCUGCAACCAGAGCAUGAACCUCAAGCGCCACAUGCUGCGCCACACCGGCGAGAAGCCCUUCCAGUGCCGCAUCUGCCCCUACACCACCGGCCACUGGGACAACUACAAGCGGCACCAGAAGGUCCACGGCCAGGGCGGGCCCCCCGAGGAGCGGCCCCGCGCAGACCGCAGCCGGCCCUGACGGCACCGGACCCCCGCCUCCGCCCGGGGCCCAGGCCUUGGGAGGGGGGAGGAGGCAGGACUUGGGGGGCCGGGCGCUCAGGGGAAGGAAGGGGCUGCUCCUUUGGGGACCCCGGGCGCCCUUCUGCCGCCUCCUCCUCUGUCCUUAACUGUGGUUGCUGCUUCGGUCUGUGUAAUUUAUAUGGUGUAUUCAUGCAUUAAACUGUUUUCUUAUCUUGCUUUA